UAUCUCCGUUUUUCCAAGUUGAUCUCAUCUAGACAACCGUGACAUCGUGGGAACUCUCCUUCCUUUCAACGGGUUGAGAUUUUUAAAGGAUUUCAAGUCAUUAUACAGAGAGCUCAAUGAUUCAUCAUUAGCUUGAAAUAAUGAAUUUACAAUGAAAAGUGAAUUAUUUCGUUGACGUUCAACGGGCGAAGUAUUCGACGUGGGUGAUACUUUGAUAUCUACAACAUAAACAACGGUUAGCACUUAUUACCGUGACGAACUUACGACUCGUAGAGUUUAAGAAGUGCCAAUGCUACUGCGUUAUUGAUAAAAAGGGUGUUAAUUAAGAUAAGAGGUCAGAGAUAAGAUCUUGUACCUCACACCUUCAUGUGAUACCUGUGAAGAUACGUAUUUGUGAUGAGUAGAACCCAGUGAAAUAACAUAUAACAAAGAGCUGCAUUAUGUCAGUGAUAUAGUGUCUGUUGACGUUGAAAAGUGAGAAAAAGGAAUGGCAUUAAAAUUAUUAUAAAAAACAGAAAUUCCCAAAAACGCCUAAGACUCCGUGGGAUUUUUACAGAUGUUUAAUUUAGCGAGUGCUGAGCUACUGAGAUCUUAGCUAUGUAACCGAUCACAGCCUUGACCUGCAACUCGGUCCUAAGAUCUGCGUGAACUUUCUUCUAUCAGCGUUUCGUCUAAGACAGCAAUAUCCAAGAUGUACGCGCUGACACCCAUGAGCCGCCUGGCCAUGAUAGCCGGAGGCGUCGGCAUCGUUGCCGUGGCGAUUGUAAUCGUUGUGUGUGUCGUCGGGCCCGGAUGCUGGCUCAACAAUAUGCUCCUGAACGAGGAGGAACGACGCCGAAGGGAGAAGGAGCGGCAGAGCAUCUACGCCACGGAGGCCCCGACCCUCAAGCUGACGACUUACUCGGGCAAGACCCCGGAGGGCCCCCCGACGUAUCCGGAUCUGCCCCUCACACACACACCGGGCCAAACACCGACGCACACCAAGUACACAUAUAUCAGCCCUUUGCACACAGGCAGCGCGGAGACCAACGCCCUCCUGGGGGCGCUCUCCUCCAAGAGGGACUCCACGUACUCCUCCAUGUCUGAAUACAGCGGAAGGACUUCGCCUACCAACUCCUGUAGGAGCAGCGUUGGGGACAGCGUUGGCAGUGGCGUUGGCAGUCCCGUUGGAGGAGACGCCCAGGGACAACUCAGCUUCGGGAUCCAAUAUGUGGCCAACGGGCAGGAUACCAACACCGGAAAAUUAAUCAUCUCUGUUAUGGAAGCCCACGGCCUACCAGGGAAGGAAUACCUAGGCACCGCCUGCGACGCCUACGUCAAGGUGGUCAUCUGGAAGGAGCGCCGUUCUUUGCGUAAACAGAAAUCACCUCCUCUGCAUAACUUCAAGACCAGGACAAUUCGUCACACCCACGACCCCGCUUUCAACCAGUCCUUCGUCGUCGAGACAAACAAGACCCAGCUAAAGGAACUGGUCGUGAAACUUGUUGUGAUGGACGCCGACAAGUGGGCCAGCCCUACUACCGUUGGGGAGGUCAUCCAGCCCCUCAGGGACAUUAAAAAUCUGGCUACCAUCGACCAUAAAACGACACUAAACUAUUUCGUGGCGUCCCCCAAGUUGGACUUCGGGGAAGUGUUAUUCGGCCUGAGCUACCUUCCAACGGCGCAGCGUCUCUCUGUGUCCGUCAUCAAAGCCAGCAACCUCAAGUAUACCAACGUCGUGGAGGAUAUUAAUGAUUUCUGUCCAUACAUCCGGGUUCUUCUGAUCAGCGGUUCCGGUCGUGUCCUGAAGAAGAAGAAGACCACCUGGAGACCUGGAACGGCAUCGCCGGUCUGGAACGAGACUCUUAUCUUUGACUUGCCCCAGUCUCAGGUCGAACAUGUCACUUUCCUGCUGGUGAUGUGCACCAGGCCGCGCGUCGCCCUGACCCCGACGGCUUCGGACGCCUCCAGAGCCCCCGAUGACCAUCCAGAGGAAAAUCCCGGUGACCUGAGCUCUCCUCUCCACGACCUGAGUCACAACAAGAAGCAGGACAGAUACGUGGGCAAGCUGGCUCUCGGGUGCCACGUUAAAGGAGAUGAGCAGAGGCGACACUGGCUGUCCAUUAUGGCAGCGCCGAGGAAAGUGGUGUCCAAGUGGCACGCCCUCAAGUAAGACAAGUGUAGUCCGGGUGGCACUCUUGUCAAAUACGGGAAUUGGCGUCCUGGGGCACUCGUUGAGAUCAAGGAAGGGAUGGCGGCGACGUGGCACUCUUUCAAAAGGAUGGGAUGUCUGGGAAACAUUCUUCACGAGUAAAGGAAAGUGGUUUUCAAGUGCCCCUUACUCUCGUAACGAAGUUGUUUCCAAGUGCUACUUUGUCCUAUAACGAAGUAGGGUCUCCAACUACCACUUUCUCAUAUAACGUAGUGGUGUCCCAGAGCCACUUUCUCAUAUAGAGGAGUGGUGUCCAAGUGCCACUUUCUCUUCUAGCAAAAUGGUGUCCCAAGUCACUUUCUCAUAAAACGAAGUGGUCUCCAACUGCUACUUUCUCAUAUAGCGAAGUGGUGUCCAAGUGCCACCUUCUCGUAUAAAAUAGUGGUGUCCAACUGCCACUUUCUCAUAUAACGAAGUGGUGUCCAAGUCCCACUUUUCCCUAUAUAGAAUUGGUGUUCAAACGCCACUUUAUCAAAUAAAGGAAGUGAUAUCCAUAGGAUUCCCACAAAUAUGGAAAGCGGUGUCCUUUGGCACAAAUUUUCAAGGAUCGAUCUUUCAAUCUUAGAAGGAACUGAAGCUUUAUCAUGAAGGAAGCUCUACUUAAAACAGUGAAGCUUUAUCAUAAAAAAACGAAUACUAAACGUGCAUAAAUUAUUCUUUUUGGCCGCUUGAAUAAUAUAUGCUUUGUCUGUCCGUGAAGUGUUGGUGGGUCAACCAUUGAUAAGAUUUUUCGUCAGACUAAACUUAACCGCACAAAUUAAGCUAAAUUUUAUGCCACAACAAAAUAGUGUAAUAAAUAAAAUAAAUUAGCUAGAGAGGGUAAACACUAAUAUAUAUAUAUAUAUAUAUAUAUAUAUAUAUAUAUAUAUAUAUAUAUAUAUAUAUAUAUAUAUAUAUAUAUUCAAAACUUGUCUAGAUAUACGUAUUUGCCUGCAUACACCUACAUAUUUACGUGCAAGCAUGCACUCUACAUAUACAUACGCACAC
This is a messenger RNA of Macrobrachium nipponense, 3178 nucleotides long. RefSeq names its product synaptotagmin-1-like. Gene Ontology annotation, molecular function: calcium-dependent phospholipid binding; SNARE binding; phosphatidylserine binding. Bases 692 to 2152 code for a protein of 486 amino acids. The record is from RefSeq and is a predicted model, not a curated record. Gene Ontology annotation, cellular component: plasma membrane; exocytic vesicle. The transcript is spliced from 11 exons. Gene Ontology annotation, biological process: regulation of dopamine secretion; calcium-ion regulated exocytosis; regulation of calcium ion-dependent exocytosis. NCBI's taxonomy places the organism in Eukaryota, Metazoa, Arthropoda, Malacostraca, Decapoda, Palaemonidae.